AUGCUGCUUCACGGUGGUGGCUGGAGACCGAUGACUGCUGGCAUGGCCUCCUUUGAUGAGUUCACACAUGAUGACAAUAGCGGCAGAGAAUUUGAGACCUUUGUUAAAGUAGUCAGUUCUGGGAUUCUGAUUGUUGGCUCCACCCUAGGCUUUUUGUAUUGGUCAUCUUUCUCUUCUCAUGAUACCAGUUCUGUUGGGCCAUCUGGUGAUUCUGCCAAUAAGGAUCAGCUCCAACAGAAGCCUCGGAACAAACCCUCCAAGUUUCUCUUUAAUGGUGCCCUCAUAUUCAUCAAUGAUUUACAUAACUUUAGAAGGAGAGUAUUCUUUAAUUAUGAAAAACGCAUUCGCUUGCAGAGUCCCCCUGAAAAGGUUUUCGAGUACUUUGCAUCUGUUCAAACUCCUAGUGGUGAGGUUUUUAUGACACCUGCAGAUUUGAUGCGUGCCAUCGUUCCUGUCUUUCCUCCUUCUGAAUCAAACCGUGUUAGAGAGGGUUUUCUAUUAGGGGAGCAGAGUGAGUAUUUGCUUGAAACAUCUGUCAUAACCACUUCUGAGGAAAUAGACAAGCAAGAAUUCAAGAAAGUGAUGGCCUUGAUGCGAUCACAAAACAGACAAGGGGCUACUCACAGAAAUGGACGACGCCUUGGCAUUAAAACUUCUGUAGAAAAUGGGGGUCUCUUGGAGUAUUUUUUCGGCGAACAUGGAACUUCAUGCUUACAACAUGAAAGAUUUGUUCAAUUCUUAAGAGAGCUGCAUGAGGAGAUAUUGAGGUUAGAGUUUUCCCAUUAUGACUACAAAAAGAAAGGAACCAUUUCAGCCAAAGAUUUUGCCCUGUCCUUGGUGGCAUCUGCAGACGUCAAUCACAUAAGGAAACUGUUGGAUAGGGUCGAAGAAUUAAACAAGGACCAGCAGCUAAGAGACUCAAGACUUACAUAUAAGGAGUUUCAAAGUUUUGCAGAAUUGCGGAAGAAGUUGCAACCCUUCUCUCUGGCCAUAUUCAGUUAUGGAAAAGUUAAUGGGGUGUUGACAAAAACUGAUUUUCAGAGAGCGGCAUCUCAAGUUUGUGGUGUCGAUCUUACAGAUAAAGUGGUUGACAUAAUUUUUCAUCUGUUUGAUGCUAACCGUGACGGAAACUUAAGCGUGGGCGAGUUUGUUAGAGUUGUAGAAAGAGGGGAAGGCAGUUCAUCAGUGAGUUCAACCACAGCAUCAUUUAGGGAAUCUGGCAGAAGAUUCAUUGUCGUAGAAAUGGAGAUUUGCUCAUUGUCACACCAUGGCUGA
This is a messenger RNA of Sphenostylis stenocarpa, 1275 nucleotides long. The record is from the annotation of a GenBank genome assembly. NCBI's taxonomy places the organism in Eukaryota, Viridiplantae, Streptophyta, Magnoliopsida, Fabales, Fabaceae.